AUGACACUGGAAAGCGGCCUCUACCACGCCGCGUCCUGUUUGGAACCCAGGACUGACGUGAUCCUGGAGCUGGUGCUGGAGAUGAUCUUCCGUGACUUGCACCCUCUCUCCGUGGUGAAGGACAAAGGGUUCAGGCUCCUCAUUGGGUACCUGGAGCCAAAUUUUACCCUCCCGUCGCCCGUGCAGCUCUCCAGCAUGCUGUGGCACCGGUACAACGUGGUCAAGCAGCACCUGGAGCGCUACUUGCAGACAGCUCAGGCCAUCGUGGUCUGCAUGGAGUUCUGGGUUUCCCAGCUCAACCAGACUUACCUGACCGUCACGGCCAACUUCAUCAACGGGGAGUGGCGGCGGGUGCGGUGCGUCAUGGAGACGCAGCAAGCGCACAAAGACAAAGCGGAGGAGGGCGAUUUAGGGGAGAAACUGUCCGCCGUCCUCUCCGAAUUCAGCUUGUCCAGCAAAUCAGUCUUCUGUGUUAUGCACGACAACCCGCAGAGCACGGCAGCAAACUCGCAGCAGCUGAAGAACACCAAGCUGGAAGCCAUCAAUAAAACCAAACUGAAAUUGGUGAUGGAUGUGGGCUCUCGCUGGAUAACCACCAUCGAAAUGUGCAAGAGUCUCUUAGACCUGAAGUGGGCCAUCAUGUCCGUGCUGGAGGGACACCCCAAGGGCACAGCGGCCAUCCAGAAUUUGGCCGACCACCAGUGGAAACUCCUGCAGGACCUGGUACCGGUCAUGAGGACGAUCAAGAUCGCGAUGUCCUUCCUGUGUGAGGAGCAGAACAUGUCCGUAUUGUCUCUGAUGCCUUGCAUCCACAGGAUCGUCACCGCCAUCGGACAGCAGUCAGAAGAGGCUGGCGCCGUCAUCAAGACAGUGGUAGGCAACAUCAGGUCAGAACUGACACAGCGCUGGGGAUUGUCAGAGGAUGAGAAAGUGCUAGAAAGUCCAGCAGUUAUUGCCUCUUUUUUGGACCCGCGCUUCAAGGAGAUGAGGUUUCUCAGCCCCAGCCUGAGAAGCGAGCUGCACAAGAGAGUCAAAAACAUGCUGUCGCAGAUCUUCAAUCACCAGUCCCCAUCUGCUACCCAGUUUUGGAUGCCAAACUCAGAUUAUAAAGCCGAUGGUGGAGAUGCAGGCAGCCAGCUGUCUGCUCACAAGGACAGAUGCUCAAGCACCCCGUCACAGAGCAUGUACGACAUCCUUUUGGGGAAGGACCCAACAGAGAGCAUGCCCGAGAUCCACCAACAACUGGAAAACUACAUCGUGGAGCCUCUCCGCAAGCGCAGCACCAACCCGCUGGACUGGUGGAAGAACAAUGAGCAUCGCUUCCCAGCCGUGGCACGGCUGAGCCGGCAGUACCUCGCCAUCCCAGCAACCGCCAUGCUGCCCAACCAGGCCUUCACCACCAGCGAAAGCACCAUGGAGCAUCGGCGAGCCGUCCUGGCGCCGGAGAACCUGGACCAAAUUCUGUUCCUACAUCAAAAUUUUGACUUUUUAGAAUUGAUGAGAAACAGUAGCGAGACUCGGAACAGAACUCUGCGCUGA
Molecule: messenger RNA, 1539 nt
Organism: Aquila chrysaetos chrysaetos
Lineage: Eukaryota; Metazoa; Chordata; Aves; Accipitriformes; Accipitridae
Product: zinc finger BED domain-containing protein 4-like
Exons: 2
Coding region: 1-1539 (512 amino acids)
Biological process (GO): regulation of transcription by RNA polymerase II
Cellular component (GO): nucleus
Molecular function (GO): protein dimerization activity
Source: RefSeq, a predicted model, not a curated record